UGUACUUUGUGUGGCAACUCUGCUAUUUAUAAGCGCCGCCAAGGAACUAUUGUUGUAACUACCCUCUUAUCCUCUGUUGGGGGAGAUAACUUCUGUCAUUCGUGUAUCAUUGAUAUUUUAUGGUUCAGAGUGACAUUGAGUGGUAUUGAUUUCGAGAAAAAAUAUACAAACUAUCGGAAGUCAGCGAAAAAUAGAAAUUAGUAUUUAAUCAAUACACAACCUAGUCAUUGGAUAAUUACUGAUCAGGAAUUGCAUGCAAAAUUGCAAAGCCCGAAAGCCACAAGUGAUUAAAAUUAUACUAGUUAGAGACCCUCAUUUUCUGCUCCCCGUAAUUAUUUGUGUGUGGCUUUCAAAAUAGGACUCGCCGAAACUGCCCUACUUGAUAUGAUGGCUGCCAAUAUACAACAGCAGCGAAUAAUCAACGAACAGCUGCGGAGGGAAGCGGAAAUACCGCGUAUACGGGUAUCGGAAACAUGUCGAAUUAUGAUGAAAUAUAUGGCGGACCAUGCAAACGAUGAUUGCCUCUUGAAUGGAUUUCCCAGUCAAAACCUAAACCCGUUUAGGGAAAAAAGCUCAUGUAGUGUUUUGUAAACAGGCAUAUUGUCGGCCGUGAACACACCCUUUUCUACUUGUAAACAAAUGUUCCUGUGGUUAUGUAACUGUUGCUGCAUUCACCCGUGCUAAUCCUAUAAGCAUGUAAGCAGCAUAUCCCCUUCAACCCAUUCCAAAGUAAAACAAGGAACUCAAUUAUUUUGUCAGUAGUGAAUACUGCAUAUACAUACAUACAAACCUACAAAAACAUACAUAACAACAACAACUUUAGCCGUCUAUUUGUUAUACUAUUUAUAUUUAUACAAACCAACAAAAAAAACCAAGACUAUUUUAAGAUCAUCUUACAGGCAUACAAUGUAUGUAUAUAUACACCAUAUGGACUAACCACAAUUUCAAAUAUAUAUAUAUACAUACAUGUGUAUGUAUGUAUAUCCAUACAGUGAGCCAUAAAAAACAAGUAUGCCAGUUAAUUAUUGAAUUUACCCAAUCUGUAAUAGCUUAUGAAUGUGGUAUUUAUGUAGCUAAAGCUGAUAAGGAUUUUUUCGAUUGUUAGUAUGGAAUAUUAGCGUAAUUUCUAUGCUUUGUUAGUAUGUGUUAUCAGGUGAUAUAUCAAGUAAUUAUGUCCGCACAAUAUUGUUUGGAUAAAGUUAUUAUUUUUGGAAAAUCUCGCCAUAUUGGGACAGGGUUAUGUAUGUCGAAAGAAAUUAAAUGCCAAAGAAGGACACCACUUCUAUGUGUGUUUUUCAUUUUUUUUUACUUUUUAAAAACAACAAAAAUUGUAAAGUUGUAACAUAAAAACAUGCCCUUCAUAUGUUAAUUAAAAAUAUUUAGGGCUUGUUUAUCUAUAGUGAUACAAAGCUAAAUGCGAAAAAACAAUAUUUCGAGUUGAAUUUUUAAUUUUUUUAUAUUUAUUUUAAUCAAAAAUUUGAAAAAUCAUAUUUUUAAUGGCAUUUUGGGUUUGCAUUUAUUUUCGUAUUGUUAUAACGAAACAGACCCUUAUAAUUUCUUCAUCUUUCGUUACUAAUUUUUGUGACUCACUGUAUCUAAAGAACUUAAUUUUAUACAAAAAACAAACAUAAAGCCAGCCUACUUUCUAUUGGAGUAGUUGUCUAUGGACCUGGGUCAAUAAAUUCUGCUCAAUAUCCUUUGGCAACAAUGUCUGUUUUGCCUUGGGAUUCAUACAUAAAAUAUAUAUCAUUUAAAAUAAUACAAAAAAAAAAAAAUACAAAUAAUUAACUAAUAGUAUGAAUGUAUUAUUUUCAAUAUACACAAUACUAUUUACAUAGGAAACUAUAUUCUACAACUAUAAAUAAAUGGGAAUCUUUAAAAAAAAAAACUAAAAAAAAAAUUAAUAAAAU
Molecule: messenger RNA, 1910 nt
Organism: Musca domestica (house fly)
Lineage: Eukaryota; Metazoa; Arthropoda; Insecta; Diptera; Muscidae
Product: guanine nucleotide-binding protein subunit gamma-1
Exons: 2
Coding region: 385-591 (68 amino acids)
Biological process (GO): G protein-coupled receptor signaling pathway
Cellular component (GO): heterotrimeric G-protein complex
Molecular function (GO): G-protein beta-subunit binding
Source: RefSeq, a predicted model, not a curated record